ACAUGAAUAUCUCCAGGGACGUGGGUAAUAAAUUGUAAGGCUGGUAAAACAUGUCAGUGAAGCGUGUUUGCUUUUCAUUGUUCAAACAGCACUUUAAAGUAUUUGGAUUAAAGACAGACUGCAGUAUAUCACUGUGAUGGCUACUUUGACUACUGGGGUAAAGGAACCCAGGUCACAGUAACUUCUGCCACAACAACUAAACCAACUGUGUUCCCUCUGAUGGAAUGUGAUGGGACCGGAACCACGGUCACUCUUGGCUGCCUUGCCACUGGCUUCUCCCCCUCCUCAGUGACCUACACAUGGGACAAAAAUGGAUCUGGCAUGGACAACUUCAUCCAGUAUCCCCCAGUACUGAAGGAUAAUGUGUAUACCGGAAUCAGUCAAAUCAAAGUGAGCAGACAGGACUGGGACAGCAUGCAGACCUUCAAAUGUAUCGCCAGCAAUACAGCAGGAACAGGACAGGGGACUUUCAUCAAGCCAAUGGAGGUUUAUCAGUCGCCAACUCUCAAGGUGUCUGCCUCAUAUGAUGAUCAUCAGGGGGCUUUCUUCUCAUGCUUUGCCAAAGAUUUUUCACCAAAAAAGCAUGACAUCAAAUGGCUGAAAAAUGACCAGGUUAUCCCCACUGCAAAUGGUGUGAUCACAACUCCUUCUAAAGAAAGAACAACAGAUAAUGGAACCCUGUACAGUGCUGCAAGUUUACUCACAGUGCCAACCAGUGAGUUGACUGAAGACACUAAGUAUACAUGUUUGUUUGAGGGGAAAGAUACAGGACGUCCAGCUUUCAAGAAUGAUUCCGUCACCUACAAAUCAACACCAACAUCCAACCUCCCCUGUACCGGAUGUUCCACUCUGGAUGCUGACAUAACGAUCACAGGCCCUUCACUGGACGACUUGUUUAACAAAAAAACAGCAACGUUAUAUUGUAAUGUCAAGGAUAAUAAGCCUUAUGUAGAGAAGAUUUACUGGGAGGCCGAAAACAAACUGAAUAUUGCCGAUGCCUCUGUGUCUUUUGUGGACAAACGUAGAGGCCCAUUCAGCCUUCCACUUGAAAUCACCUUCGAGGAAUGGAGCAGUGGGAUAAAGCCAACUUGUAUUGUUGAACACUCGGAGACAGUUGCAACCAUCAAGGCAACCUACCAAAGGAUUAACGACUUCAAACAAUGGAACGGUGCUUGGGAGGUGGAGAAGGAUAACAUGGUUGAAGCGGCCCUCACCUUCAUCCUUCUCUUCCUCAUCACUCUGCUUUUCACCAUUGGAACCACUGCUUUCAAGGUUAAAUGAAACAAGGUGAACUUUCUUGAAAAUGUGUUUUCCUUCAUAUUAUUUUACUCUGAAUAUCAUGUAAGUAAUCACUGUUGCCAUUUCUUGUUUUCAUCGUUAAAGCUUUGUUAUGCUAAAAAAAAAAUUUAAUGAAAUUAACCAAAGAUGUUUAUCUGCAACAUCUUCCUCUUUUCCAUUCUUAUUGUUCAUUCUGUCCAUUGAUUUACCAAUAAAGGUUUUUUUUACACUUUAUCUGUACAAGUUAUUGUUUAACUAUUUACAUCUGACUGUUUUUCUGUGAUAUAUUGCAUUAAUAUGUUCAUCGCCUCUCAUCUCCCCAGCACCUUGCAUUAAAAGCCCAUGAGGUUCAACAUGUAAAUGUGAAACAGUUGGUUUUGUUCUUCAGGCUUCUAUUAAAAGACCUGAGAACUCAAACUUUGCCAAAGUCUAAACCCUAUUUUACUAUGUAAACUGAUGUGAGAUAUUUAAAUGUGCAUUCUGUUUCUCUUGCUGGCACAACCACUCCUCACACCUGGUGUCUGUGAUGCACCGUUGCUCUCAACAUUGUUUCACUUCUGUAAUUUGGUCCUUUUUGGGCGCUGGGUGUUACACAAUGCUUCCGCUUGCUGCUAGCCCUGAUCACUCUGCCUUGUCACACUGCAACAUCUGUGCAACAGACUUUCAGCCUCAGCUCCACCUGACUUUUAAGAAACAGUUUAAAAGUUCAACUCUGCCAUCUAGCCUAAACAUAAAGAAAUUGUAUUUUCUAUGAGAUGAACACAAUCUUAAAGGUACGUAUAAAUGAUGGCAUGGAAUCCCCUCAUAUUUUAUAGUCUGAAUGAUGCAAGUAAUAAUAAAAUACUGUCUUCUCUAAAGGACCGCGGGUUGUACCUCCACACAUCACAUUACAACCUGUCUGGGAAGGGGAAUUCAAACCCUCAGGGGUCAGACUCCUCUGCACCAUAAGAGGCUUCUUUCCUGAGAAUCUGAAUGUGAAGUGGCUACGGAACACCCAGCCCAUAACCAUCCAAGAAAUCACAACAAAGCUGCAGUCAGUGGACGGAGUGGAUAAAACAUUUACUCAAAGCAGAGAGAUUCAGCCACAGAGUACAGACUGGGAAACAGGCUCAGACUUUACCUGCAAGGCAACUCACAACGGCAAAGAUUUAACAAAGACAAUAAGUCUCUGUCAAAUCUAUGCAUGCGCCCCUCCGGUGGUCCAUGUAGAGACUCCCAGCUCCAAGACAGUAAUGACGGCAACAUCAGACGUGAAAGCAACAUGUUCAGUCAGCACUGUGUUUGAUGCCACAGUGACCUGGUCGCUGGAUGGGACAGCCCCAUCCCCAGACAAAGUGAAAAAAGUCACUAAUACAAGUCAUAUAACAAGCACUGUGACAGUUGAACCUGACACAUGGAAAAAACUGAAGCGUGUGAAAUGUAAAGCUGAACAUCCCUGUUUCUCAACCAUUGAGGAAACUAAAUUAGUCUCAGUGCCUGCAGUUACAUCUAUAACUGUAGUGAUGCGGAGAUCACUCCAGGAUUUGCUGAAGGGGGAGAGUGCUGUGCUGCAGUGUGACAUCGAGCCGAUUCCCACCAGUGUCUUCCACAUUACCUUCCAGGCCAACAGAGAAGUCAUUUAUGUUGACUAUGUUGAUCCAUCUCCAACCGUCAGUACACGCUUCUCUGUGCCUCAAAAGUAUUGGAAAACAGACACAAGCUUUACCUGCAAAGUGAAUCAAGGCUUCUCUGGUGUAUUCGAGUCAGAACCUAUCCGAAAUCUCUUUGUGGACCCAUCAGUGGAGCUCCUCAUGAUCCCCGGUACAGGGUCAGAAAAACAGAGACUGUUGUGCUCUGGAAGAGGAUUUGACCCUCUCAUAACAUGGUCGUCUGAGUCUGAGCCCAAAAAAUCUACAACCAAUGUCAUCAGCAUGGGAGCAGAUGGACGUGUGGCGGUAAUGAGUCAGCUUCAUGUUCCUCAGGACGAGUGGAAAACAGGGAAGAGUUUCACUUGUGAAGUCUCAGACAAGUCUCUGAACAAAAGAGUCAACAAGGAGAUCAGCCUCUGCUCAGCUGGUCCUUCCAUCCCUCCUUCCAUUCACUUGGAGACUCCCAGCUUCAAGACAGUAAUGACGCCAACAUCCGAGGUGAAAGUGACAUGUUCAGUCAGCCCUGUGUUUGGUACCACAGUGACUUGGUUGCUGGAUGACCAGGUCAACCAAAACAACAAGUUGGAGGAGAUUAAAAACACAACUCAUAUAAUCAGCGUUGUCACUCUUCAGUUCAGUCAGUGGAGCAUCUUCAAAUCUAUAACAUGUAAGGCUUACCAUAAGUGCUUCUCAUCCAUAGAGAAGACCGUGAAUGUUGCAGUGCCUGCAGUCGCACCUCCAUCGAUUCAGAUCAGAAGAUCGCUCCAGGAUUUGCUGAAGGGGGAGAGUGCUGUGCUGCAGUGUGACAUCGAGCCGAUUCCCACCAGUGACUUCCACAUUACCUUCCAGGCCAACAAAGAAGACAUUUCUGACAGAGAGUAUGUUGAUUCAUCUCCAACCUCAGGAGCCCUUUCCAUCAGUACACGCCUCUCUGUGCCUCCAAAGUAUUUGAACACAGACACAAACUUUACCUGCAAAGUGAAUCAAGGCUUCUCUGGUGUAUUCAAGUCAGAACCUAUCGGAAAUCUCUUUGUGGAACCAUCAGUGGAGCUCCUCAUGAUCCCCGGUACAGGGUCAGAAAAACAGAGACUGUUGUGCUCUGGAAGAGGAUUUGACCCUCUCAUAACAUGGUCGUCUGAGUCUGAGCCCAAAAAAUCUACAACCAAUGUCAUCAGCAUGGGAGCAGAUGGACGUGUGGCGGUAAUGAGUCAGCUUCAUGUUCCUCAGGACGAGUGGAAAACAGGGAAGAGUUUCACUUGUGAAGUCUCAGACAAGUCUCUGAACAAAAGAGUCAACAAGGAGAUCAGCCUCUGCUCAGCUGGUCCUUCCAUCCCUCCUUCCAUUCACUUGGAGACUCCCAGCUUCAAGACAGUAAUGACGCCAACAUCCGAGGUGAAAGUGACAUGUUCAGUCAGCCCUGUGUUUGGUACCACAGUGACUUGGUUGCUGGAUGACCAGGUCAACCAAAACAACAAGUUGGAGGAGAUUAAAAACACAACUCAUAUAAUCAGCGUUGUCACUCUUCAGUUCAGUCAGUGGAGCAUCUUCAAAUCUAUAACAUGUAAGGCUUACCAUAAGUGCUUCUCAACCAUAGAGAAGACCGUGAAUGUUGCAGUGCCUGCAGUCGCACCUCCAUCGAUUCAGAUCAGAAGAUCGCUCCAGGAUUUGCUGAAGGGGGAGAGUGCUGUGCUGCAGUGUGACAUCCAGCCGAUUCCCACCAGUGACUUCCACAUUACCUUCCAGGCCAACAAAGAAGACAUUUCUGACAGAGAGUAUGUUGAUUCAUCUCCAACCUCAGGAGCCCUUUCCAUCAGUACACGCCUCUCUGUGCCUCCAAAGUAUUUGAACACAGACACAAACUUUACCUGCAAAGUGAAUCAAGGCUUCUCUGGUGUAUUCAAGUCAGAACCUAUCGGAAAUCUCUUUGUGGAACCAUCAGUGGAGCUCCUCAUGAUCCCCGGUACAGGGUCAGAAAAACAGAGACUGUUGUGCUCUGGAAGAGGAUUUGACCCUCUCAUAACAUGGUCGUCUGAGUCUGAGCCCAAAAAAUCUACAACCAAUGUCAUCAGCAUGGGAGCAGAUGGACGUGUGGCGGUAAUGAGUCAGCUUCAUGUUCCUCAGGACGAGUGGAAAACAGGGAAGAGUUUCACUUGUGAAGUCUCAGACAAGUCUCUGAACAAAAGAGUCAACAAGGAGAUCAGCCUCUGCUCAGUUACUCAAGCAUCCGCUCAUUCAGUCGGCGUCUAUGUCAACGGACCACCGCUCCAGGAGACUCAGAGCGAGAGACAAGUGACUGUAACCUGUCUUUUGGUUGGCCCUCAUCUACAAGAUUUCAGCAUCACUUGGAAAGUAGACAGGAUCAAAAGUAAACAUGUUCAUACUGAGCCAUCAGUGAGUCACGGCAAUGGGACAGAGACUUUGUGGAGCUACUUUAAUGUGUCAGCAGAAGACUGGCACGCCUAUAAGCGAGUGUCUUGUGAGGCGAGGCACCGAUGUUCCAACCAGAGUUUUCAGGACCACAUAAUCAAAAGCAAAGACCCGAAGGCACCAACAGUGAAGAUUAUACAACCAAGUGCCUCUGAGGCGUCUACAUCCAACAUCCUCAGCCUGAUCUGCCUGGUUUCAGAGUUCUUCCCAUCGAACAUCCUCGUGCAUUGGGAAAAGAACGGCCAGAGACUACCGUCGACCGACUACACGAACAGCCCUGUGUGGAAGUACACAGGGAGCGGCACUUAUUCAAUGUCCAGCAGACUAAAUAUAACCCUAACUGUGCAAAGGAAGUCUACAUAUUCCUGCAUCGUCAGACACGAGUCAUCUGAAACGCCUCUUGAGAGCAAGAUCAAGGAUGUGUUUGAUGUCUUGGAGGGCUGUAAUUUCUUAGAUGACAUCAUGCAUGCUGCUAGGAACCAGGACAUAGAUGUUGACAGUUGGUACAUGGCUCUCACCUUCCUAUUUUUCUUCCUGAUCUCCAUCAUCUUUAGUAUCUUUACCGCCGUGAUUAAGACCAAAUGAUGGUUCGAGGAAAGAUCCACCUUCACCGUGCAAAUGUAAAAAUCUGAGAAGUUUUGUUGGAUUGAAGUGGAAUAAUUUAUUCCUAUUUUCACAUAUUUUUCAAUAUUCAUGUAAGAUGUAGAUUAUAAUCCCCUUGUGACUCAGAAACCUUCCUUCCUUGAACUCACUGCAUCAGGGAAAAUAAAUAAUCAAAUACAGCAAACAAA
Notolabrus celidotus (New Zealand spotty) is the source of this 6124-nucleotide messenger RNA. Its product is annotated as hemicentin-1. The coding region runs from base 2511 to 5918 and encodes 1135 amino acids. The record is from RefSeq and is a predicted model, not a curated record. NCBI's taxonomy places the organism in Eukaryota, Metazoa, Chordata, Actinopteri, Labriformes, Labridae. The transcript has 19 exons.